AUCCACUCCGAAACAACUGGUGCUGCGGUGUAGCAGCUGUCCUGGUACGAAUGGCCGCUGCUGCAUCACUGCUCUCUCCCUUCCCUUCGUCCUCCCCUUCUCCUCCUCCUCCUCGCCAGUCUUCUCUCACUCUUGUAAGAGCACCUUCCUCCAUCCGAAAUUCCAUCUCGUCGAGGCUUCUCUUUCCCCCCAAAAGACCUCAGUCCACCCUCAAAUCCUCUCCAAUUUCCUUUCUCUUCUCCAACAACCACUGCCCCUCGAUCAUUUCCUCCUCUUCCUUCCAGAAGUUAAUUCCGGACAAAUUGCGCAGCAGCUUCUUCUCCUCCGUCGCCGAAUCCCUCUUCGUCCUCCUCGCCUCCCUGACCCUCUCCUUCUCCAUCUUUAUCUCCGAUGUGGGCCCCGCUAACGCCUUCGUUGUCACCACCCCGCGGAAGCUCCAGUCCGACGAGCUUUCCACCAUCCGGCUCUUCCAGGAGAACACCCCCUCCGUCGUCUACAUCACCAACCUCGCCGUCCGGCAAGAUGCAUUCACGCUGGAUGUUCUGGAGGUGCCGCAGGGAUCGGGGUCGGGGUUCGUGUGGGACAAGGAUGGCCACAUUGUGACCAACUAUCAUGUCAUCCGCGGGGCAUCCGAUCUCAGGGUCACCCUUGCCGAUCAAUCAGUAUGUGAAGCAAAAGUCGUUGGAUUUGACCGAGACAAGGAUGUUGCUGUGUUACGUAUUGAUGCUCCAAAAGAUAAAUUGAGACCUAUUCCAGUUGGCAUCUCAGCAGACCUAUUAGUAGGUCAGAAAGUUUAUGCCAUUGGAAACCCUUUUGGCCUUGACCAUACACUUACUACUGGAGUUAUCAGUGGACUGCGCAGAGAAAUCAGUUCUGCUGCCACCGGCCGUCCUAUACAGGAUGUUAUUCAGACUGAUGCAGCCAUUAAUCCAGGCAACAGUGGUGGACCAUUGCUUGAUAGUUCUGGAAGCUUGAUAGGUGUAAACACAGCUAUCUACUCUCCAUCUGGAGCUUCCUCUGGUGUCGGGUUUUCAAUUCCAGUUGAUACAGUCAGUGGCAUUGUUGAACAGCUUGUAAAAUUUGGCAGAGUUACAAGACCUAUCUUAGGGAUCAAAUUUGCACCAGAUCAGUCAGUUGAGCAGCUGGGACUUAGUGGAGUGCUCGUCCUAGAUGCCCCUGCAAAUGGUCCUGCUGGCAAAGCGGGUCUGCAACCAACAAAGCGAGAUGCCUAUGGAAGGCUGAUUUUGGGAGAUAUCAUAACUUCUGUGAAUGGUAAAAAGGUCACAAAUGGAAGUGACUUGUACCGAAUAUUGGACCAGUGUAAAGUUGGUGACACGGUGACGGUCGAAGUCCUUCGAGGUGAUCAUAAAGAGAAAUUCCCUGUGGUCCUAGAGCCAAUGCCGGGUGAGUCAUAGGCAUUAGGGCAAUGCGGAUGCUCUACAUUUCACAAGCUGUAAUUGGGACAUUCUGCUCCACUUCAUCGUUUGUGUAUACAGUUGCAUCAAGGAGUUGUCCAUUGUAUAAUGUACUAGAUGCUUAUUGAAAGAAGAGGUGUCUGUAAUGUAUAUAUUCUUCAUUCAGACAUUUUGAGUUACAGAUGUAUGAUAUCAGAAUGGUUUUCUGAGUAAUUGCAUGUUGGCAUCUUGGUCGA
Elaeis guineensis (African oil palm) is the source of this 1651-nucleotide messenger RNA. Its product is annotated as protease Do-like 1, chloroplastic. Gene Ontology annotation, molecular function: serine-type endopeptidase activity; protein binding. NCBI's taxonomy places the organism in Eukaryota, Viridiplantae, Streptophyta, Magnoliopsida, Arecales, Arecaceae. Gene Ontology annotation, biological process: proteolysis. The record is from RefSeq and is a predicted model, not a curated record.